GCAACAUCUUUCUAGAAAGCUACUUUACCACACACACGAGUGCGGAUCUGGGUCCAGUUCAGGCUGCUCGGUUCGCUUUGGAAAUUGUAAAUUAAUUUGGCAAGCAAGACGUAAUUCAGCGAGUACUUGUACUUGAAAAUAGACCCGGCCAUGGACCUCACUGAGCAGAUCGCAGGGCUCGAGAGCGACUUGAAGGAAGUCGCGCGCCUCCUGGCGACGUGCGAACGGAGUCGCGUGAAGGACGCCCUGUCCCAGGAGCAGAAACGGCUCGAGACGGAGCUCGCGCAGAGACGUCUGCAGAGGGAACAGCGAGCAAAGAAAGACUCGGGAGACAAAGCAGACGCCGCGCUCAAGGGCUACACGGUCAAGAUCAACAACUAUGGUUGGGAUCAGUCGGAAACGUUUAUAAAAAUCUACAUCACGCUGAAAGGAGUGCAUAAAAUCCCGGCUGAAAAUGUGGAGGCCAAAUUUACAGAGAGGUCCUUUAGUGUGCUUGUUAAAGAUUUGGAUGGCAAAAACCACCAGAUGACUGUAAACAACCUCUUGUGUCCUAUCGUAGUUGAGGACAGCAGCAGGAAGGUAAAAACAGACAUGGUGCUCGUCAUGUGCAAGAAGAAGACCGCAAAGAAAUGGGAGUGUUUGACACAGGUGGAGAAACAGACCAAGGAGAAAGACAAACCCAGCUUUGAUGAGAAUGCAGAUCCAGGAGAAGGACUGAUGAGCAUGCUCAAGAAGAUCUACUCAGAGGGCGACGACGACAUGAAGCGCACCAUCAACAAAGCCUGGGCCGAAUCACAGGAGAAGAAAGCCAAAGAGGAUGGCUUCGACUUUUGAGUCUGGCCCCGCCCCAUCUGCUUCUGGCUCCGCCCUAUUUGCCAUCAACGCCCUAUCAGCUCUAUCUGACUGACUCCCGUGAAACCUGACGCUGUAAUUCCUCGGCUACGUGUCAUUUCUGUGCAUUACUUUGCUUUUUCUUUUUAAUUUUAUGUGGUUUCAUUUACAUUCAUUCCACGCGAGAGUACUUAUUGAAAUUUGAAGUUGUUGUACGUAUCUGAAGUUAUUCCACCAACAGCAGAAACCUGCAUCUGCUUCAUAAAAGCUAAAACAUUUAAUGGAAAAACAUUGAGGUUUUCCAGACAGUGUACACCAUGAAUGGGGGGAAAAAAUAAUACGACCAAGA
Molecule: messenger RNA, 1180 nt
Organism: Electrophorus electricus (electric eel)
Lineage: Eukaryota; Metazoa; Chordata; Actinopteri; Gymnotiformes; Gymnotidae
Gene: cacybp
Product: calcyclin binding protein
Biological process (GO): heart development
Cellular component (GO): nucleus
Molecular function (GO): S100 protein binding; tubulin binding; ubiquitin protein ligase binding
Source: RefSeq, a predicted model, not a curated record